AUGAAAGAAUACUAUAUCACCGCCAGAUGUACUGAUAAAGCUCACAACCCAAAUGAAAUCUUCAGAUCAAGAGUUUUUGCUCCAAACUAUGUCGUUGCUAAAUCCAAAUUCUGGAUGAUGUUAAAGAAACAACAUAAAGUCAAGAAGAUUAAUGCAGAACUUCUUCAAUGCCAACCAAUUUUUGAAAAGAACCCAACUGUUGUCAAGAAUUAUCAAAUCUUUUUGAGAUAUGUUUCUGCUGGUGGAAUUCAUAACAUCACUAAACAAUAUAGAGAUGUUACUAGAGUUGGUGCUGUUAGACAAAUGUACAACGACCUUGCAUCACAAUACAGAACCAGACAAGACAAAAUCCAAUUGAUUAGUAUUACUACUGUUGGAGAUAAAGCUAUUAAGAAUCCAGUUCUCCAUCAAUUUGUUGGACACCACGUCAAAUUCCCAAUGGUACAUUGCAAACCAGUUAUUGCAUCAAAGAGAUUUAAUCUCCCAAUUAAAGCCGGUAAACUUACUACUAAAUUAUGCUAA
Entamoeba dispar SAW760 is the source of this 522-nucleotide messenger RNA. RefSeq names its product 60S ribosomal protein L18A, putative. The transcript has a single exon. NCBI's taxonomy places the organism in Eukaryota, Evosea, Mastigamoebida, Endamoebidae. The record is from RefSeq and is a predicted model, not a curated record. Gene Ontology annotation, molecular function: structural constituent of ribosome. Bases 1 to 522 code for a protein of 173 amino acids. Gene Ontology annotation, cellular component: cytosolic large ribosomal subunit; ribosome. Gene Ontology annotation, biological process: translation.